AUGCUGUCAUUCCGACGAUUCAAAUCAUCGGUGUUUGGAGACAUCAAAACUAUUAACUACAAAGACCUUUUAGGAUAUCACCAAGUAGGAGGGCUGAGCAAGACAUAUUUCGUCCCAAGGACGUCUAAAGGAAAUUUGCCUGUAUACAAGGAUUACAAGAGAAAGGUCCCUUACACAGAGAUUCGCAGGGUAAGCGGAGACCUGACGUCUUUACGAAACGACUUGCAGGAGGCUCUGAAAGGCCAGACUAAUAAGAAUGACUACAAGUGUGUGAUUCAAAGUCAGAAGGUGAUAAUCAAAGGUAACCAUGUGGAAGCUGUGACUAAACUCUUGGCUGAAAAGUUUUGA
Molecule: messenger RNA, 348 nt
Organism: Komagataella phaffii GS115
Lineage: Eukaryota; Fungi; Ascomycota; Pichiomycetes; Pichiales; Pichiaceae
Product: Mitochondrial ribosomal protein of the small subunit
Exons: 1
Coding region: 1-348 (115 amino acids)
Biological process (GO): translation
Cellular component (GO): mitochondrial large ribosomal subunit; ribosome
Molecular function (GO): structural constituent of ribosome
Source: RefSeq, a predicted model, not a curated record